This is a messenger RNA of Symsagittifera roscoffensis, 2385 nucleotides long. RefSeq names its product glutathione hydrolase 7-like. The record is from RefSeq and is a predicted model, not a curated record. NCBI's taxonomy places the organism in Eukaryota, Metazoa, Xenacoelomorpha, Acoela, Convolutidae. Gene Ontology annotation, cellular component: plasma membrane. Bases 4 to 1848 code for a protein of 614 amino acids. The transcript is spliced from 12 exons. Gene Ontology annotation, biological process: glutathione catabolic process. Gene Ontology annotation, molecular function: glutathione gamma-glutamate hydrolase.
AAAAUGAUCCCUGAAAGAGAUCAAAAGUAUAUCCAGCAUAUUGAUAAUGGCGUUAAGCCUAAUAACGUCGUGGAAGAUGUGCCGCUGUCGACAGCUUACAAUUUGAACCCUAUCGUGGAACGCGACACUAGACCAAAAAGUUUCAUGGAUGUCCAUGGAAAGACAGUACUUGUCGCUGGAUCGGGCUUACUCGCUGCAAUUGUCACGCUUGCACUCAUAAUAGACAUUAUAAUGGGAAGUCAAGCUGUUGAACCCAAUGGAGUGGUAGUAAGUGAAAUUCCAGCGUGCUCUAAGAUGGGAGCCAAAUUGAUGAAAGGUGGAGCAUCAGUCGUCGAUGGAGCUAUUGCGACAUCACUCUGCAUGGCCGUCCACUUGCCCCAUCGAUCAGGACCCGGAGGUGGUGGAUACAUGUUGGUCAAGGAAGAGAAGAAGGUCGUGUCGUAUGACUUCAUGCCUGAGGCGCCCAAUGAUAUCGCUUACUACUCGGCAGAUAACAACGACAGGGGGCAGGAUGAGAUUCUGGUUCCGGGAUUUCUGUCUGGCUUGAAGCGUGCACAUGAGGACUAUGGGGAGGAGAAGUGGGCUGAGUUGAUGCACACUGCAGCUGAUGUGGCCAAGGAAUACACUGUGACCUCAUCAUUAGAUGCGGCGAUAAAGAAGGUGCCGGAAGAAUACAGGACUGCGUCCUUCGAGGAAUUGUUCCUCACGCCAAAUGGAUCCGUGCCCACGGAACUGGCUAAUGCACCUUUAGAGAAGCUGCUGCGUAAGUUGGCCAAAAAUCCAGACUCUUCUUUCCUGGGUCUCCAGUCUCACAUCAUCACUGACGAAGUGAGUCAGCUGAAAUCGGAGGACCUGGAGUCUUACAAGGUGGAAAUGACUGGAGCUACCAAGGCUUCGUUCCAGAACCCGAAGUACGAUAUGUUCACCUCACCUUCACCCUCCUCUGGUCCGGCUCUUCUGUCCACCCUUCGCAUGCUGAUUGAGACUUCGAAGAGUGACAUGGAUGACAGUACACAGAAGUAUCAUCAAUUGUUGGAGGCACUUAAGUUCACAUCCAGCCAGCAGAUGUACGUUGCAGAUGUGGAGGGCAAUGGCGAAGUGGUAGAAACGAUGACAAGUGCUUCGAAUGCCGGAAGCCUCGACAGUCUCAUUCCAGCCUCCUCCGUCUACAAUCCAAUCGCAUCCGAAUACCAGGACAAAUGUUUGCCUGAUGAACUAACUGUUUCAUUAUCAGACUCACCUGCAACUUCGCCUGUAGAUGAAGAUUCUUCAGGAGUGGGUGUUGUUGUCAUGAACGACCUUGGAGAUGUGGCUGUCAUAGUGACGUCACUCAAUUCACCUUUCGGCUCUUAUAUUUUGUCGGACGAUGGAUAUUUCUACAAUAACUAUGCAGCGGCUUUUGACGCUCCGGGGAGCGGGUCAGUCAAUGAGAUGUCAGCCAACAAGCGACCUGCCAACACACUGGCUCCCCUGAUUGCAUUCGAGCCAGAAAACCUCUGCAAGACUCACCUGGCCGCUUCUUCCUCCGGAUCAGUAGCCAGUGUGGCAGCUGUCAGUCAAGCGGUGUACGGAGUAUUGGACAACAGCUAUUCUAUGACUGAUGCUGUGAAAGAGGGAAGAGUGUUUGCCACUGCAGUUGUAGAAGAUGCGGGCACGAGCAAACCAGACGAAGCAUUUGAAGACAACAGCUCGAUUGAUUUUGACGUCAUCAGUGAGUUGAAUUCGUGGGGUCACGUGUUCAACAUCCCUCUUCCCUCCGAGGUGCUCAAUUUAGCCCGCAAGGAGAACGAUGACGUCACUGGGACUAGUGACAUUCGAGUGGAUAGCCAGGGUGCAGUCGUGUUCUAAACUACAUAAGAUGUGGUCACAUGAGUGUCCAAUGAACACCAAAUCAUUUGGGCAAAGAUCCUCAAAAACUUUACACGAAUAUAUUCCGACGUUUUUGUAGUUCUAUCCUAUUCAAUAGAAGGAUUCUCUCUGGUGUAUCUGAAUUUAGUAGCUUGUAGCGAAGGUUGGUUGUAAAUUUUGUAUAGGAAUUCUCUAGAAAUUUGACUUCAAUUCUCAAAAUCAAGCAUUUCAAUCAAUGUAAUAGCAGCUUCUUUGUGAAUCAGAAAGUUUCUGUGACUCGUCAAAUUGAGUUUUCUAACGGAGCUUUAACAUAAACGCAUGCCCAUAAUUUUUGAAAUGGUGGAUCUUGUUAACUAUCUCUCUGGCUGAAGUAUUUUGAAACUAAAGACUGAAAAUAUUCAUCCAAUUAGUGAUAUCCAUUCAAAAAUUAGCCAAGAAAAGAUUCAAAGUUUGACAGAGUUUGGAAAGUUUCUUCUUCUGAACAAUUUGAAUUCCAGUUUUUUUUAAAUUUACAGCACAGCAUACAAAGGUCAAAUC